Molecule: messenger RNA, 821 nt
Organism: Dimorphilus gyrociliatus
Lineage: Eukaryota; Metazoa; Annelida; Polychaeta; Dinophilidae
Source: the annotation of a GenBank genome assembly
GCACAAAACCUUUAGCCUUGACCUUCACAAUGAAAACUAAUUAUUUUGGAAAUUGCGAAUUAUUCGCAAUAUUUACAAUAGCUGUAACUAUUCUGUGGGUAGUAAUCGGCAAAAAAUGGACACUUCAAAAAUUAGCUUGGGCAAUGUUUUUCCCAGGAUUGUUUGCUCCAUGGUUUUUUCACGGGUACGAUCUGUCGGCUCUUAUUGGUUAUGAUAGUAUUGGUCUAGCUAGUCUAUAUUCAUUUAUUGCCUUCUUAAUUGUUAUUGGUGAAAUGAUUCUCUGCAUAUCGUUCAACAUUCUUUCUGGUCUAGGCGAAUUAAGAGAUGAUGCGAGUUGGUCUAAACUUUUCAAAAGUUUACGUCAGACUACAGUUAAUGAAUACAUAAAAAACUUUUUAAGGGCAAGUGGAGAGGAGAUUGGAUGGAGAUGUCUGAUGCUUCCUUGUUUAAUCAAUAAAUAUGGUCGUUUUGAAGCAUUAUUAAUCAGUGGCCUAGUAUGGGGAUGCUAUCAUAUACCUAUUAUGGUGUUAUUAACUGCUCGAUUUCGCACUUCAAAACCUUAUUUAACAAUACUUUUCCAAUUUUUAUCAUGUAAUGUCAACGGUCUAACACUUGGAUGGAUUGCUAUUCAAUCCAACUAUUCGAUAUGGGCACCCGCACUUUUGCACUUCUUAUGGAACGUUUUAAAUCCUCCAAUUUUGGGUGAUGUGUACAGAAACAGAAUUGGUUUUAUACAGGGGGAAGUUUGGAAGGUGAAUGGAGAAGGUUUAGCCGGUUGUAUGGUCGGGAUUGUCUCGUAUAUUUUCUUGGCUAAUUCCUAA